GUCCAAAAAGGCAGUGAACAGGACAAACGGACAUUCAAAGAACGCAUCAACCAAACCAUUUUCCUCUUUUUCUCUCUCUCAUUACCUUUUUCUCUCCAACCCUCUUUUUAUCCAUCUGCAGGAUCAUCACUGUAACCAAUAGAUAAUAAUAUUAUUAAAAUAUAUAAAGAGAAGCCAAAGAAAAAGGGGUUGUCCUCUGUUUUACCUGUUACCUCUAUCGAUUUGCAGAGUGUUUUUUUUUUUUUUUUUAAAUCUUAGUAUAUAAAGUGACGAUCUUUGAGGUGGGUUUGGCUUUAACCUAGAUUGAAACCAUUUAGAAAAGGCAGAGAAUCAGAAAAAGACCAUCUUUUUUUUGGGUAGAGGGAGUUUCUAUUUGAUCAUGGCGGUUGCUGAGAAUGCUGGGGCGAAAAUCGGGUCAUCCGGUCAAAAUUUGGAAAACACUGUAGUAUCGUCUGACUCCAAUGCGGUAAAUGAUCCAGAUAAAUCAAAAACUAGGACUGCUUCCGUGACUGAUGCUAAGACUACUAAAGAAGCCAACUUUGAACAAGAAAAACCAGCAGCAGCCACCGACAGCAAUGGCAAUAGCAAUACUCAGAUGCAAAAUGGGUUUAAUGAAAAGAAUCAGCAGCAGAUGGUGACAAAGACUGCUGGGCUUAAUGGGUUUAGCAAUGUGGAAAAAGGGAGUAAUGGUGAAGUUUUCAAGAAUGAAAUGAGAGAUUUGGUUGAGAUUUUGUCGAAGCUUAAUCCUAUGGCUGAGGAAUUUGUACCUCCUUCCCUUGCCAAUCAUCAUCAUCAUCAUAAUCUUAAUGAUAACCACGAUCAAAACAAAAAUCAAGAUAAUCGCUUUUUGGGAAAUGGGUUUGGAUAUAGUACUGACAAUUUUGUAGUGCACGCUAAUUCUGGCAACGCCAAUGGAAAUGCUAAUAGAAGGAAGAGGAAUAACUCUAGCCAAGGGAAGAGAAGGUUGAAUAAUAGAACGAGCAGUGCACAGUGGGAGGAUGCAAUUAGGAAGACCGUUUAUGUAUCUGAUAUUGAUUUACAGGUUACUGAGGAGCUUCUUGCGGGUCUCUUUCUAAGUUGCGGACCGGUUGUUGAUUGUCGUAUAUGCGGUGAUCCUAAUUCUGUUCUCCGCUUUGCUUUUGUCGAGUUUUAUAGAGAAGAGGAUGCGAGGGCUGCUUUGAAUUUGUCUGGAACCAUGCUCGGUUAUUACCCUGUAAGAGUGCUGCCUUCCAAGACUGCAAUUGCACCUGUUAACCCAACUUUUUUACCCAGGUCUGAGGAUGAGCGGGAGAUGUGCUCAAGGACCAUUUACUGUACAAACAUAGACAAGAAGGUUACUCAAGCAGAUAUCAAGCUCUUCUUUGAAUCAGUUUGUGGGGAGGUUCAACGCUUGAGGCUAUUGGGAGACUAUCAUCAUUCAACUCGUAUUGCUUUUGUUGAGUUCACAAUGGCUGAAAGUGCAAUUGCAGCCCUCAACUGCAGUGGUGCAGUUUUGGGAUCACUGCCCAUCAGGAUAAGCCCAUCAAAGACUCCUGUUCGGUCCCGUGCUCUUCGCCCUGCAAUGCACUGAAUCAUUCUUGCUUGUUUCUUUCUCCUGGACUAAUCAACUGCCAAUAUAUAUAUAUAUAUAUAUAUAUAUAUAUAUUUACCCAUAUAUGCAUAGAUACAGCAGUAUAUUCGAGGUACUUUCGGCAUUAAUGUUAUCAUCUUGUCCCUGCAUCAUAGUCAGUAUCUUUGUUACUUAAGAGGAAGUUAAUCGCCGGUGGUUUCUUUAGCUUGUAGAGUUGGACAGGAUUUUGAGGACAGGAAUGUUAAAUUAUGUUGCAUAUUGCAAUGCACUCUCUAGGGGUGAUCCCUGAAGACAGAUUGUUGAGGCAUAUCUAACAACUGAUGGUUUUAAACAGACUACUUCUACUGCUCUUUAUGAUUUGUUUGUCGAGUUGGCUUCCUAUUGAAAUAAGUAAAUACAUUUUUCUUUCAUAGAUUUUCUGAUUCCAUGUCAAAUAUGAUAUACUAGAAAGUAGUAACAUCUGAAAAGUGGUCAGUACUCUAUAGUUAAUUAUUUAAAUGGUUGGUCACUUUGGCAAUUUGAGGAUGAAUUUAUUGUAUUUCAACUCUGCUUUGACUCGUUAGGAUUAAAAAAAA
Molecule: messenger RNA, 2145 nt
Organism: Durio zibethinus
Lineage: Eukaryota; Viridiplantae; Streptophyta; Magnoliopsida; Malvales; Malvaceae
Product: polyadenylate-binding protein-interacting protein 12-like
Molecular function (GO): RNA binding
Source: RefSeq, a predicted model, not a curated record